Molecule: messenger RNA, 1224 nt
Organism: Malassezia restricta
Lineage: Eukaryota; Fungi; Basidiomycota; Malasseziomycetes; Malasseziales; Malasseziaceae
Exons: 1
Coding region: 1-1224 (407 amino acids)
Biological process (GO): pyrimidine nucleotide-sugar transmembrane transport
Cellular component (GO): Golgi membrane; intracellular membrane-bounded organelle
Molecular function (GO): pyrimidine nucleotide-sugar transmembrane transporter activity
Source: RefSeq, a predicted model, not a curated record
AUGGCGUCUCAACUAAGAAUCAAUUUAAUAAGUAUGGAUGUCUACAUUUGUUUCUUCGUGACAGGAAUGUUUAUAACUGGUAUUUUCAACUCCAUUGUAGUUAAAUGGCAGGAUAUGCAAUGUGUUAAGAACUGUGAUGCUGAGAGUACUGAGGCACCUGUAUUUUAUUCACAGCCAGUAUGGCAGACGCUUCAAAUGUUUAUUGGUGAAUCCUUUUGUCUCCUUGUAUAUGUCGUCCGAUCGAUCACACAAGCGUAUCAGGACGCAAAAGUGUCUGAAGAAUGUCAGUCACUCCUUUCCCAUUGGCAAGUGAGAGUUUAUGGUAGCAUGGAAACGGCACAACACCCUACAAUCCCUUCUUAUCCAUGGUAUAAGCGCAGUUUCAAGUUUUUCCUUCCAGCGACUUUUGACAUUAUAAGCUCAACUCUCAUGAAUCUCGCUCUGUUGAUCAUGCCCGUAAGUAUAUUCCAGAUGACGCGCGGCGCACUCGUUUUAUGGGUGGGAUUGUUAAGUGGUUUAUUUUUACGACGCUAUUUGCCUCUGUAUCAAUGGCUCAGUUUGGUGCUCGUAAUGCUGGGGAUUGUCACUGUGGGACUGAGCAGUUUACUUGUCUCUGUCAAUGCCUCACAAAUCAUAACCUCGGCCAUGUCUACAACUCCGAAUUCUGCCAUCAAAACGCUCCUGGGGCUGAUGGUGGUAUUUGGGGCACAGAUUUUUUCAGCUCUGCAAUUUGUGUGGGAAGAAAAGAUGAUGGAGGACUAUCUCGUUGAGCCAUUACUGAUCGUUGGUUUGGAAGGCAUCUUUGGCAUUUUCCAGGUGCUUAUUCUCAUGUGGCUAUUGCAUUUUUUUAUCGGAUCUACGCCGCAAGGCCGCAGUGGUAUCUUUGAUAUGCGAGAGGCUUGGCAUCAAACAAUGGGCAUAAAAAACGUCCGAAUCAGUGCGUUCGGGUGUGCCAUAAGCAUUGCGUUGUUUAAUGUAUUUGGAAUGACGGUGACCAAAUACCUAAGUGCGACAACACGCAGCACGAUUGAUACUUUUCGUACCCUGGGCAUUUGUGUGGUAAGUGUAGCUCUGGGGUGGGAGGUACUCUAUCCUGUGUCGGGGACUGUCCAGGUUCUUGGCUUUGCUAUCUUAGCCUAUGGUACUUUCAUGUUCAAUGGUGUCAUUUCCCCACCUCACUUCUUGCAACGGAAGCAAAUAAUAACGAAUUAUGAUGACAUGUAA